CUUUCGUUUUUUUUAAUAUACUUGUCAUAGGCUCGUUCUAGACCGUCGGAUUAUUCCUAUUGGUCGUAAUCCAACGGUCGUGAUCCAAUUUGAUUAGAAAGAGUCUCAUCGUCUCUCAACCACCAGAUUCUCUCUUUCUCGUCGUCCUCUCUACGACAUCGACCAAUAUACCAGAUCUUCUUCGAUCCGCCUCCGUCGCCGUUGCUUUCGUAAUUUUAUUCAGCCGCCGUCUCCAACUGUUUUUUUACCGUUUCUCGCCGGAGAAGUAGUUUGUGAUUGAGAUUUAUUAGGACAUUUAGGCGACCCGAUUAAUUCUAAAGAGAAGGUUUUGUCGACCUCCCACCGACACCGUUAGUGAAACUGGUGUCGUCAGAGGGGAUAAGUCUUUUUGAUUUGUGUAAUUGUGGGAUUAUACACUGUUUAUGACUAUACAUACGAGAUGGCUUCAGAAGGAAAAUUGUUAUUUGAUCUUAAUGAACUUCCUACAGAAGAUGAUGAUGGCAAUGAUAUUGUUGACUGCAAUCCGCCACAGAUGGCUAUCCCCAAUACCUCUGCCUUGCUUGCUACAUCAUCGAGCUCCCAAGAUAAUGUAAAUAGCCGAGUGUUCUCUCACGCGUCAACAGUUUCUGGUUUUCAGCCUUUUGUUCGUCCUAUAGCUGCUCAACAUACGGGUUCUCUUAAGGAAUCAUUUGAGGAAUCAAAGGUUGCAUCAUCUAUAGUUCCAAAUGAUGUUGGAGCACCUGAGAGAGAAGAAGGGGAGUGGACGGAGUCGGAGGUUCCUGCCAGUGAUAAUGUACAUAGUAGUUCUGAUUAUUAUACAGUUACAGAGAAAGAUAAUGGUACAGUAGGAUUAGAUAUCAACUCAAACUCGGCUCUUCAAAAGAGAAACGUCAAUCAUAUUUCAGAAAGCAGUGGUAAAGAUAGUGGAUCUAUUGAUAGUCCUCAAGAACAGGGUUUAACGGCCAGGCCGAGAGAAACUAAAGGAGUUGAAGCAAGUCAUGCAAUCAAGUGCGCAAAUACUACUGUCAAAAGAAAGAUGGAUCAUCACAAAGAGACCAUGUUGGGAAAGAAACGCCACAGGCAGACCAUGUUUCUCAACCUGGAAGAUGUUAAGCAAGCUGGUCCUAUUAAGACAACAACACCUAGAAGACAGAAUUUCCCACAACCUGUCGUCACACGCACAGUUAGAGAAUCUCGUGCAGGCCCUCCAACUGCUGAGCAAGGAGGCGGGAUUCCAGGGCCUGUUGUAUGCCGGGAUCAGAAACCAAUUGACUUUCCUAAUGGUGGCAUACAUCCAGAAACAUCUGAACCUAAGUUAGAAUCUAAUGGUGAAUCACAAUCCGGCUCGGCUGGUAAAACUAGGAGGAUGAAUGGGGAUGCAGGACCUUCUGCUGAGGGGACAUCGGCAUCUGUGUCAAGGCAGGGUUCAUGGAAGCAGCCAAUAAAUUCACGGCAGCUAAAGAGUGGUCAUUCGGCAAAUAGACAAGUUUCCUUGUGCAGUCAAACUUCUGCUGACUCGAAGUUUGGUAACAAGAAAUUUACUUCGUUCAAGAAGCAAGCCACAAAUAGUACCCAAUACCAAGAUACGUCCGUGGAGCGCCUUUUACGAGAGGUGACCAACGAAAAGUUCUGGCAUCGUCCAGAGGAUACUGAUCUCCAGAGUGUUCCUGAGCGGUUUGAAUCCAUGGAUGAGUAUGUUAGAGUGUUUGAACCUUUACUUUUCGAGGAGUGCCGAGCACAACUUUACAGUACAUGGGAAGAAUUGGCUGAGGCAAAUUCAUACAUGAAGGUCAGAAUAAAGUUCAUCGAAAGAAGAGAGAGAGGAUGGUAUGAUGUUAUACUUCUCUCAGUAAAUGAAUGUAAAUGGGCUUUCAAGGAGGGAGAUGUUGCUGUUCUAUCAAAUCCUGUGCCUGAAUCAGAAGGAGAGCAUGAUGAUGCUGGGCGUGUAGCUGGUACAGUUAGGAGAUAUAUACCGGUUGAUACUCGUGACCCUCAUGGAGCAAUUUUCCAUUUCUAUGUUGGAGAUACUUAUGACUCUGGCAGCAAGAUUGACGAUAAUCAUAUUUUACGGAAGCUUAAACCUAAGGAAAUCUGGCAUCUGACAGUGCUUGGUUCGAUUGCAACCACACAAAGGGAAUAUGUUGCUUUGCAUGCGUUUUCCCAGCUUAACCCACAGAUGCAAAAUGCAAUUCUCAGGCCUAGCCCAGAACAGUUUCCUAAUUACGGGGAGCAGACUCCUACAGUGCCCGAUUGUUUUACUCCGAGCUUUGCUGGCCAUUUACAUAGAAGCUUUAAUGCUCCUCAGUUAGCAGCAAUCCAUUGGGCCGCAAUGCAUACUGCAGCUGGUACGAGCAGUGGGGUAAAGAGGCAAGAUCCAUGGCCAUUUACUCUUGUUCAGGGCCCUCCAGGAACAGGCAAGACACACACAGUUUGGGGGAUGUUGAAUGUUAUCCAUUUGGUUCAGUAUCAGCAGUAUUACACUUCCUUGCUGAAGAAAUUAGCUCCUGAAAGUUAUAAACAAGUUAAUGAGAGCAGUUCGGAUAGUAUUGUGUCAGGGUCUAUUGAUGAAGUCCUACAAAACAUGGACCAGAAUCUAUUUCGUACACUGCCAAAACUGUGUGCUAAACCAAGGAUGCUCGUUUGUGCUCCUUCAAAUGCUGCGACCGACGAACUUCUCUCACGUGUCCUUGAUCGUGGUUUUAUUGAUGGGGAAAUGAGGGUUUAUCGCCCUGAUGUGGCUCGAGUAGGUGUGGAUACCCAAACAAGAGCUGCUCAAGCAGUUUCUGUGGAGCGAAGAAGUGACCAGCUACUAGCCAAGUCCCGUGAUGAAAUUCUAGGACACAUGCACAACCUUCGAGCACGAGAAGCUCAGCUAUCUCAAGAUAUUGCUGGACUGAAAAGGGAACUAACUGCUGCAGCUUUUGCUAACCGUUCUCAGGGAUCUGUUGGCGUUGACCCUGAUGUUCUUAUGGUUAGAGACCAGACAAGAGAUGCAAUGUUACAGCGUCUUUCUGCUGUUGUUGAAGCCAGAGAUAAAGAUCUUGUUGAAAUGUCUCGCCUUCUUAUUGUUGAGGGAAAGUUUCGUGCUGGUAAUAAUUUCAAUCUUGAAGAAGCUCGCGCAAGUCUUGAGGCAAGUUUUGCAAACGAGGCUGAAAUUGUUUUUACAACUGUAUCAAGCAGUGGCCGUAAACUAUUUUCUCGUCUUACACAUGGCUUCGAUAUGGUGGUCAUCGACGAGGCUGCCCAAGCUAGUGAGGUUGGAGUUCUUCCUCCCCUUGCGCUUGGUGCUGCACGAUGUGUACUUGUCGGUGAUCCUCAGCAGCUUCCUGCUACAGUUAUUAGCAAAGCCGCUGGGACCCUUUUAUACAGUAGAAGUCUCUUUGAAAGGUUUCAGCUAGCAGGUUGUCCAACUUUGUUGUUAACUGUUCAAUAUAGGAUGCAUCCUCAAAUACGCGAUUUCCCUUCAAGAUAUUUCUACCAAGGACGCCUCACGGACAGUGAAAGUGUUUCCACUGCUCCUGAUGAGAUUUACUACAAAGAUUCCGUCCUGAAGCCUUACCUUUUCUUUGAUAUUAGCCAUGGACGGGAAUCCCAUAGAGGUGGAUCGGUAUCUUAUGAGAACAUUGAUGAAGCUCGCUUCUGUGUUGGGGUGUACUUACAUCUUCAGAGAACUCUGAAGUCAUUGGGUGGGGGUAAAGUCUCUGUUGGGGUAAUUACCCCAUACAAACUGCAGCUGAAAUGCCUGAAAAUCGAGUUUGGAAAUGCUUUGGGCCAAGAUGAACUGAAAGAGAUUUAUAUCAAUACUGUAGACGCGUUUCAGGGUCAAGAACGUGAUGUCAUAAUCAUGUCAUGUGUUCGUGCUUCCAAUCACGGGGUUGGCUUCGUUGCUGAUAUCCGACGGAUGAAUGUUGCUCUCACCCGUGCGAAAAGGGCUUUAUGGGUGAUGGGAAAUGCAUCUGCUCUAAUGAAGUGUGAGGAUUGGGCAGCAUUGAUCACUGACGCCAAAGCAAGGAACUGUUUUAUGGAGAUGGAGUCUAUUCCCAAGGAUUUCCCGGUUCCAAAGGUACCUAGCUUUAUCCCAAAAGCACCUAAUGCUAGAGGUUUCAGAUCUGGUGGGCCAAGAACCAGAUCCGUCGAGAUGCACCCUGAACCCCGGUCAGGGACACCAUCAGAAGACGACGAGAAGCUGAGCACGACAACGUUGCCAAGAAAUGGAAAUUCUCGAAGGGAGAACUCAGUUGAUGAUUCUGAUCCGCCUGGGGACAGAUAUAGAGAUGCUUGGCAACAUGGGAUCCAAAGGAGGCAAAAUUUUGGACGGCCUUUAGGGAGAAGAGACUAAUUUAUAAAUUCCAACUGGUCUGAACUUCAUUCACUGGUGGAGAUAAUGUGUUACUUGAGAUCUCAGAGCAUCCGACCUAGCUUCACGGUUUCACAGGGUCAUCACCACGAAAGGGUGACUCGAAGUCAUGAACUGUCGAAAAGAGGAAUGCUUGAAAGCUGUGUACGUCAAAGGGUAACAUGCUCACCUGAUUUUUGCUGGCGAAAGAUGAUUCCUGCUAUUUCUUUCAAAGAACUGGCGCUCUUCUGCUCCCAGAUUGCAGACCUUCUUGAAGAAUCAUGUCUGGUUCUCUGUGCUUCAUUUAAAAUCUGAGAUGGACCAGUCAGAGACUAUACUAUAAAAUUCAAGGGUGAAUCCACUUGAAUGAAGUCAGAAGCUGCCGAUAAACGUAAGAGCUGGACUCAUUUACAGGAACUAUGAAGCAAUUCCUGCAUUGUCGAACACUGUCAUGCAGUGCAAAACAACAAAAGAAUGAUUAGUCGAUAGGUUCACACAGUCGUCGGAAAUGGCAUUCGAAGGUAGUGUAUAGCGAGUGGGGUUAGGAUGAUUGUUUAGUCUCUGCAAAAGUUCUUAAGAGUAUCACCAUACCACACUGACUAGUCCACUGUGUUAGCGUUUUGUACAUAAUCCCACCAUAUCUAUAAUUUAUGAAACUUGGUUCUUUUUUUCCUUCAUUCAAUUGUUUGUCGUAUAUUUUGUUAAUCGUAUCAAUGAAGAAUCAUAUAUUCUAUA
Messenger RNA from Arabidopsis lyrata subsp. lyrata, 5071 nucleotides. Its product is annotated as probable helicase MAGATAMA 3. The transcript has 8 exons. NCBI's taxonomy places the organism in Eukaryota, Viridiplantae, Streptophyta, Magnoliopsida, Brassicales, Brassicaceae. Bases 440 to 4339 code for a protein of 1299 amino acids. The record is from RefSeq and is a predicted model, not a curated record. Gene Ontology annotation, molecular function: helicase activity.